Molecule: messenger RNA, 7652 nt
Organism: Pangasianodon hypophthalmus (striped catfish)
Lineage: Eukaryota; Metazoa; Chordata; Actinopteri; Siluriformes; Pangasiidae
Gene: wdr19
Product: WD repeat domain 19
Exons: 36
Coding region: 126-4169 (1347 amino acids)
Biological process (GO): intraciliary retrograde transport; cilium assembly
Cellular component (GO): intraciliary transport particle A; cilium
Molecular function (GO): protein binding
Source: RefSeq, a predicted model, not a curated record
AAAAGACAACGUCUGUGUGUUUUGAUUGGCUGUUUCUAGGAGGUCGCUAAGGGAGACGUAGACGCGUUGCAGCGAAGCAUUCUGGGAAGGAGAAACUUACCUGUUAUGGUGCUUAUUUGUAAAGAAUGAAGCGUGUUUUCACUCUUUCUGAAAAAGCCUGGAGUGGAUCAUGUUUGCAGUACAAAUGGCAGAAAUCUUUAGGGAAUUAUCUGGCUGUUGCUGGACCCGACAACUCCGUCAAGAUCUUCGACCGCCAUGGCCAGAAGAUGAACGAGAUGAAUCUCCCUGGGAGGUGCAUUUCUUUGGACUGGGAUAAAGACGGAGACACGUUGGCCGUCAUUGCGGAAAAAUCCACUUCCAUUCAUCUGUGGGACGCCAACAUCAAUAAGACGUCACAGCUGGACAGCGGCAUGAGAUCCAUAGAUCAGCUGUCUUUUCUGCUCUGGUCCAAAACGGGGCCGUUGUUGGCGGUCGGGACGUCUAAAGGAAAUCUGCUCAUUUACAACCAGCAAACCUCACGCAAGAUUCCAGUGCUGGGUAAACACACUAAAAGGAUCACAUGUGGCUGCUGGAGUUCUCAGAACCUGUUAGCGCUGGGCAGCGAGGAUCACAAUAUCACAAUCAGCAACCAUGAAGGAGACACCAUCCGACAGACCUCCGUUCGAGCGGAUCCAGCUGAUAUUCAAUUCUCCGUGAUGAAGACGGAUGAGAGAUCAUCACCAGGAGAGAGCACGGUGAGCGUGGCGGUGGGGAAGGCGACUUUGUUCCUGUUUAACCUGAACGACCCGGAUAACCCCAUCGAACUUGCUUUCCAGGAGCGCUACGGCAACAUCGUCUCUUACCGCUGGUAUGGUGAUGGUUAUAUAAUGAUCGGAUUCUCGCAUGGUUAUUUCGUGGUGAUCUCCACACACAUCCGUGAGAUUGGACAAGAACUUUUCCAGGCUCAUAAUCACAAAGACAGUCUGAGCAGCAUCGCCAUCUCUCAGGCUCUCAACAAGGCUGCGUCAUGUGGCGAUAACUGUGUAAAGAUCCAUGACCUGACUGAUCUGAAGGAGAUGGAUGCCAUCGUCACGCUGGACGAGGAGACUAAAGGGUUGGAUCAGAUCUGUUGGACGGACGAUGGUCAGCUGUUGGCUGUGUCGUCUCAGCAGGGCAGACUGCACGUCUAUCUGACCAAGCUGCCCAUCCUCGGACACAGCUGUGGCACACGCAUCGCUUACCUCACGUCCCUGCUGGAGGUCACCGUCGCCAAUCAGGUGGAGGGGGAAGCUGCGGUUACCGUGGCAGUGGAGGUGGAGCCUAACUUUAUUGCCGUGGGACCGUACCACCUGGCUGUUGGGAUGAACAACAGGGCGUGGUUUUAUUCGAUAGGAGACAGAGGUGUGGAACGUCUCAAGGACACUGAAUAUCUAGGCACAGUGGCCAGUUUGUGUCUGAACUGUGACUACGCAGCGGCUCUGUUCGAGGGAAAGGUCCAGCUGCAUAUGAUUGAAGGUGAGGACCAGGACGUUCAGGAGGACAGACAGACGAAACUCUUCCCAGAUCCUGAACAGAAAUAUCGUAUCCUCAGCCACGCACUAUCCACGGAGUUUCUCUUCUACGGAACGGAUACUGGUCUGAUUCAGUGUUUCUACAUCGAGGACUGGCAGAGUGUGAACGAGUAUCGCCACCAAGUGGCCGUGCGCAAGGUUUUCCCCGACCCCAACGGAACCCGGCUCGUCUUCAUCGAUGACAAGAGUGAUGGAUUCCUUUACUCUCCGGUGGACAGCUCGCUGUUCGAGAUCCCUGACUUCUCCUCCACCAUAACAGGUGUACUGUGGGAAAACUGGGUGAACGAUAAAGCCAUUUUUGUGGCGUUCGACGAGGACAAAGUGUACACUUACGCCUUCCACAAGGACACCAUACAGGGUUCGAAGGUGAUUCUGGUGGGUGCCACCAAACUGCCGUUUUCCCACAAGCCCUUGCUGUUGUAUAACGGCGAACUGACGUGCCAGACGCAGAGCGGCAAGACAAGCAGCAUACUCCUGAGCACACACUCUUUCCUCAGCACCACACAGACGAGCAGCAGCAAAGAGCAGCUCCAGCCCCAGCUGCAGCAAGCCAUCAAGCUCAAGAGGUUCUCAGAGGCGUGGUCUUUGUGUUCAGCGCUGGGCAGGACCGAGGCCUGGGCGGAGCUGGGCAAGGCGUGUCUCCAUCACAUGGAGGUGGAGUUGGCCAUCAGAGUGUAUCGCAGCAUGGGCAAUGUGGGCAUGGUGCUGUCACUGGAGGACAUCAAGGGAAUAGAGGAUCAGAAUCUGCUGGCUGGACACCUGGCGAUGUUCUGCAACGACUACAACCAAGCUCAAGACCUUUACCUGGCUUCCUCAUAUCCAAUGGCAGCACUGGAGAUGAGGAGGGACCUGCAACAUUGGGACAGCGCUUUGCAGCUAGCUAAGAGGCUACAUCCUGAUGAAAUCCCCUUUAUAUCUAAGGAAUACGCCAUCCAGCUAGAGUUUGUUGGAGAUUACACAAACGCCCUGGCUCACUAUGAGAAAGGCAUUACUGGAGACAACAAGUUCCAGGAGCAUGACGAGAGCUGUUUGGCUGGAGUGGCCCGCAUGUCCAUCAGGAUGGGAGACAUCCGCAGAGGAGUCAACCAGGCCAUCAAACACCCGAGCAAAACGCUGAAGAAAGACUGCGGCGCCAUCUUGGAGAGCAUGAAGCAAUAUUCUGAAGCGGCUCAGCUUUAUGAGAAAGGCCAGUACUAUGACAAGGCUGCUUCUGUCUACAUUCGCUGCAAGAACUGGGCAAAGGUUGGAGAGCUGCUGCCCCAUGUGAGCUCUCCCAAAAUUCACCUGCAGUACGCUAAGGCCAAGGAGGCUGAUGGAAAAUACAAAGAGGCCGUGUUGGCCUACGAGAGCGCCCGGGACUGGGACAGCGUGAUCCGGAUCCUCUUGGAGCAUCUUAAUAAUCCGGAGGAAGCGGUCAGGAUCGUGCGGGAAACUCAGUCCAUCGAUGGAGCCAAGAUGGUGGCCAGGUUUUUUCUGCGUCUGAGCGAUUAUGGCUCGGCCAUCCAGUUCCUUGUGAUGUCACACUGCAGCGACGAGGCCUUCCAGCUCGCCCAGCAGCACGGCCAGAUGGAGGUGUAUGCUGACAUCAUCGGCUCCGAGGCCAGUAUGGAGGACUACCAGAGCAUAGCACUCUAUUUCGAGGGAGAAAAGAAGCACCUGCUGGCUGGGAAGUUUUUCCGGAAGUGUGGCCAGUACAGCAGGGCGCUGAAGCACUUUCUGAAGUGUCCCAACACUGAUGAUAAUGUGGCUAUAGAAAUGGCAAUUGAGACGGUAGGAGAAGCCAAAGACCAGGCUCUGAGCAAUCAGUUGAUUGAUUAUCUCAUGGGUGAGAGUGACGGAAUACCAAAGGACGCUAAGUAUCUAUUCCGGCUGUACAUGGCGGUCAAACUCUACAGGGAGAGUGUGAGGACGGCCAUCAUCAUCGCCAGAGAGGAGCAGACAGCAGGUAACUACAGGAAUGCCCACGACGUCCUGUUCAGUAUGUACAUGGAACUUCAGAAUAAUAAUAUUAAGAUCCCAGCUGAGAUGGUCACCAAUCUGAUGAUACUACACAGCUACAUACUGGUGAAGAUACACGUGAAGAGAGGAGACCAUCUGAAGGGAGCACGCAUGCUGAUCCGAGUCUCCAACAACAUCAGCAAAUUCCGCACACAUGUCGUCCCCAUCCUGACAUCAGCUGUCAUUGAGUGCCAUCGUGCCGGAUUAAAAAAUUCGGCUUUCAGCUUUGCAGCGAUGCUGAUGAGGCCCGAGUACCGCGGUCAGAUCGACCCCAAAUACAAGAAGAAGAUCGAGGCCAUGGUCCGUCGUCCGGACACGUCUGAGGUGGAGGAGGAGAGCUCUCCGUGUCCGUACUGUGGCUUCAGCCUGCCUGAGUGUGAGCUGCUCUGCCCUGGCUGCAAGAACAACCUGCCCUACUGCAUCGCUACGGGUCGCCACAUGGUGAAGGAGGACUGGUGUGUGUGUCCACACUGCAGCUUUCCUGCUCUCUACUCUCAGUUUACACAGCUGUUAGAGACAGAAUCAGCGUGUCCCAUGUGUUCUGAGAGUGUGAGCGCAAGUCAGCUGAAGAAGAUCUCCGACUGCUCCAAAUAUCUGCAGCAGGACCAGAACGAGCCCUGACACACACACACACACACACACACACACACACACACACACACGUCUUACUAUCCUUUUGGCUUUUUUUUUUUUCUUUUUCCCCACACAUAGACACAUACAGUCACAUACGGGGACACACACACACACACACACAAUCUCGCACAUCUAUAGUUAUGGCAGAAAAUCUUGCUCUGUUUUGCCUUUGGAAGAGACAAACAACCAAUUUUGUGUGUGUUUGUGUGUGUGUGUGUGUGUGUGUGUGUGUGUGUGUGUGUGUGUGCUGCCAUCCUCCAUAUCGAUUGAAAAGCAAAAUAGAGUUUGAUAAUCAGCAGCAAGAAGAAAAUGAGAGCCAUUUUGUACAGUUGUGAUACUGAUUUGUCAUAGAGUUUGCCGAGCUCAUAUUUAUCUCAGAAUAAACAAAAACGUGAUUUUUGAGAAAUAAUUGUUGGAGUGCUCGUUUAUUUCACUGCUCGCUUUACAAAUAUGAUAUUUUAAUUGACAUCUUCCAAAUCUAAAGUGAAAUAUCAACAGUUUCCACCCUUUUAAUCCAAAUGUAGUCAAUCAGAAAAGAUGUGUUUGUUGUACACAGUAUGUUUCUGGUGUACAGUACAAUUCGCCGUUCAUACUCUUGGCCACGCCUCCUAGCUGAUCCUGACGCUGGUCUUGAGUGACACCGAACUGUGCUGAGGAAGAAAGUGAUUCAGCUUUGAAAUGAAGGCUGUUUUUAGUUCUGUAGUGUCCUUGUUUUAGCAGGUAGAUUGCACGAGACUAAACUGGAAGCUAUAAGACUCGAGUCUUGUCUUGACACUUUUUCUGUUUUGACGGAACUGUCUUGGUCUUGGGCGUUGGUCUCACUAAAUACGGUCAAAAUGGUAAAAAUAACACUCGUGUUGUCCUUUCUUUUCGCAUUGAAUCUUUUGCUCUCGACUUGGUCUCCACCCUCUUAAGACUCUGUCUUGACUCAGUCUCAGCUAAUCCUGGUCUUGGACUUGUAGACACUGCCAGUCUGGACUACAACCCUCUUAUACGGUUCCAUUACUUAAUAGCUACAUUAGCCAUGUGGCUCCAGUACAAAAUGAAAGACUUGGUCUUCACUCCAUCUUGGCUUCUUGGCCUCGACCUUGGCUUGGCCUUCACCCACUUAAGACUUAAGACUCGGUCUUGACUUGAUCUCAGCUAGUCCUGGUCUUGGAGCCAUUAGCCAUGUGGCUCCAUUUGCAAAAUGAAAGACUUGGUCUCCACUCCUUUAAGACUCAAGAUUCGGUCUUCGCUCAGUCUCAACUAGUCCUGGUCUUGGACUUGUAGACAAUGGCAGUCUGGACUACAGCCCUCUUAUAUGGUUCCAUUACUUGUUAGCUACAUCAGCCAUGUGGCUCCAUUUGCAAAAUGAAAGAUUUUAUCUCAGUUUCUUGGACUCGACCUUGACUUGGUCUCCACCCGCUUAAGAUCCAAGACUUGGCCUUUAGUCUAUCUCAGCUAGUCCUGGUCUUGGACUUGACUACAGUCCUACUAUAAGGUUCCAUUACAUGUUAGCUAUAUUAGCCUUGUGGCUUCAGUGCAAACUUGUACAUGCCCCAAACAUGAUUUGGUUGAUUGACAACAUUUGUAAUAAAUAGAGAAUUAUGUGUAUUUUUUUUGCUGAACUCAUUCUUUAACUUUAUUUCUGUUUUCCUGAAUGUAAAUAUUUAAGUUAGUUUAGUCACGUAGUAAGUAAAGUUACUAGCUUUUCACAGCUUUUUUCUGUUGUUUUAAGUCGGGGUUAACUAGCCGAUAGCUAGGCAGCUUUAAACACAAUUUCAUCACAGGCUGAAAUCUGAACACGACACACCUUUUAUUUUGCAUACUUUGUACCUCUUCAGUGCUAUUUAAUGCUGCAUGUGUUAGGACUAGACUCCUUUCCCCAGCCAUGCCUGUGCUUUUUCCGUAGUGUUGAAAUCUUAAUUCUGAUUGGUCAGGAGGUGUUGGUUAAUUUUCUAUAACAACAGCUCUAACAAUAGUGCAGCUUUAAUUCAAAUUACAGGUUUAUAUUAAUGCAAUUGUUUUGAUAUUGCUUCUACCGUAACAAGGACUUAUAAAACUAUAGGUACCAAAAUUAUAUACCUGAUGACACGAACUAACCCGCAAGCUAACAUAGCUAGCUAACAUUGCUAAAAAAAAAAAAAACAUUGGCUAACAAUUGUUUGAGUAAUGUUAAACAAUGCAUACAUUAGCUAACAUUAGCUACUUGUCACUGAUACUUACAUAUUAAAUACUUCACAACAAAUAAUUAGGUGUUACAAUGAUAUUAAUUGAGAAAACUAGCCGAUAGCUAGGCAGCUUUAUACACUAGCUAGAUACAAUUUUAAUUCAGUUAUGUAUGUCUAAAACAGCACAAGAACACUGUCAUUUAGUACAGAUUAGACUUCGCUAUUGAAAGACACACAAUUUUGUCUAUGUUGUGUAAUAACAUGGUUAUACAUACGUUAUUACAUGCGCCAAUCAUCCUUAAACACAAUUUCCUCACAGGCUGAAAGCUGAACACAAGACACACCUGUUAUUUUUAUACUUUGUACCUUGUAUCUUCAAUGUUAUUUCUCAUUUCUGCUCUAUGUAAUACUUGAUGUACUGUGUUUAGAUCUGAAAUAUUAAGGAUAUUUGUUAAGGUACGCUCACACCUAUGCCACUGAUAGUGAUUUUAGCACAAAGGAAACUGUUUUUCAUAAAUAUAAUCAUUGAUAAAUGUGUCCGUUUGACGUUUUCAUGUUUCGCUGAGGGCUGAUAGGUGAUGGAGGCUGCUCCUGAGUGUACACAGAUAAGAGCGUGGAAUGUAAUUACAUGAAUCCGUCUUGUACCUGUGUGAGAAAUACGUUCUCAGAUUGAAAGUGUGUCGUCUGUACAGGUUCAUAUUUUUCAGCCUUGGACUUCUAUGGGUUGUUUUGUUAGGGAUAAAAAAAUUGGGAUUUUUUUUUUUUUUGAGAAAUUUUUACAUUUUUUACAUUUUACUUUUUCAUAUAGCAAAGAUUAAAAAUGUGUAAUUACCCUUCUUGAGUAGUUUAUCAAUGUGGAAAUAUGGUUCUCAGAUUUUCCAGUUUUUGUCUAUGUUGGAAGACAAUUUUUUUUUAAGUUUACACAAAAAAUGUAGACAUACUGAGCCUUAUUUAUAAACAGGAUAUGAAGACAUGUAUUUGUAAAUCAUUUAUUUGAGUUCCUGAGUGCUCAGUAAUGUGAACUUCAAUUGAUCAGCUUCAGAUCAUGUAAUUGUUGAUGAAUUACUGCGACUCUUUCAGUGUGUAGUGGUGUUCAGCUCUCUGUGAGCUUUGCCUUUUAUGGAGUUUUGUGGGCGUCGCUAAAUGUAAAUCAACUGUGUCAUGAAGGUACUUGGUAAUUUACGGUUGAUUGGCAUUUAUCUGCAUAUGCGUAUGAGUACGAAGAAGUUCUGUGUUACUGAAACUUUCUUUUUUUGUUUGCCUACAAAAAAAAACCUUUACACACAAGAUAAACAAGGUCUGUGUUCUAUGCCUCCCU